Molecule: messenger RNA, 3307 nt
Organism: Pseudogymnoascus destructans
Lineage: Eukaryota; Fungi; Ascomycota; Leotiomycetes; Thelebolales; Thelebolaceae
Exons: 2
Coding region: 650-2809 (719 amino acids)
Biological process (GO): intracellular signal transduction; protein phosphorylation; intracellular monoatomic cation homeostasis
Molecular function (GO): ATP binding; protein serine/threonine kinase activity
Source: RefSeq, a predicted model, not a curated record
CCCCCCCCAACUUAGGCUUGGGUUCUUUGGGAUUGGAAUCUCCCCUUAUUCUCAAAUAGACUGCUCCAUGCAUCCAACUCCUCUCUCUUUAAUAAUCUCCACCACCUCAUUCUCAACUACCUCUGCAGAACAACUCUUCCUUCACUUACAACCUGAGAACCCACUCUACUCUAUAUCGAAGAUAUAGACUUGUUCAAUCACCAAUCGGCCACCUCCACCUCCCACCUCCAACUCGACUUUGGCCUCGACUUUAGCCUCGACUCCCCCCUCAAACGCAUUGCAACUAAACUCGACCACCGACAGGCAACCCUCCAUGGGUAUUGUCCAGACACAGCAGACACCACAGGUGCUUUAAUGGAUAAUCUCGUCAAUUCCUAUCCUGAAAAAUCCCUCAUCGUGGUUCCGGGGUGGUGGAGGUUAUAUUCUGCUCACACGAAUCUAUAUCCACCGUGUGUGCCGUAACUGCGGUUCGGAAAUCGGCUCACCUCGCUCUCCGCCAACUUUGGUUCCUCCCCGUCCCAGUCCAAUCGCGGGUAAUCGGUCUCUCCCGAACCGACUCUUCCGUCCUUAACCAAGGACUAAUAUAAAGCCGUCACCAUUGACCGGCCAUUCCAGUCGACCAUUGGCCCGGAGGAUCCUACCAUCGGAAAUGUCGUCAGUCCAGGUCGUCAGGAUGCCCCAGACGGAAAACUUGCCCUCGAGUACUCCGAAUGAUACCUCGUCCAGACAUAGAUCACCAUUAUUCCAGAUAGGCUCCACGCCACCAUCACCACUAUUCCAGAUAGGCUCCACGCCACCAGCACAAAGCAGAGAACAGUCGCCCGACAGCCGUCCUAUAGACCUACAAAGUCCAAUUCCCGAAGAAGAGGAGGAAGAGGACGAGACCGGCAGCGAGGCCGCCAACGAACCCUUGACUCCGACUGACACACAACCACCACACGACUUCCGCCAUACCCCUCCUGACGACCUGAAAUACGACACUUCACAAGAGGCCUUCUCAAAUGUAGGGAAGCCGCCACUGCUCGUCAACACGGCCGCCACACCGCCGCCGAAGUCUCCGUCAGACAGGAAUCGAGAGCAACGUGCCUCUGUCGAAGAAUCUCUAUAUGCGUCGCCACAGCGGCCUACAUCCGCCGUCGACUCCGGUAUUAAGCGUGGCCUCUCGCAAUUCUUCCGUCGCUCAAAUCCCCACUCACAAUACCCCGCAGCGCCUUCCGGCACAUCCGCGAUCGAAGACCCUUCUCCGAGUCAGUCUCGUGGGGGAUCAGACACAAUGUUAUUUCAACGCAACUCCGGCGCACGCCGUGUCUCGGUGGUCGAGUCGUCGGAUACAACUCGCUCGAAUUCCCCGCCGUCACCGUCGAGUACGCCGCAAGACAAUAAGACGACCAUGCUCGAGCCCCACGCUUCGCAGUUUCUGUGCAAGAAACCCCGCGCCUCUAGUGGCAUCGGGUUCCGCCAGAGAUUCAUAACGUUUGCCGGGCCAAAGGACCUGAAGGAGCCAGCUCCCAGGCCGAGAGCGACCAGCGUAGUAGAUCUGCGUAGUACCACACAAAGCUCGAAAUUAAAAGAGCCUGAGCUCACGAGACACGAGUGGGGUUUCCCUGCCGAGGCCGGAACGGGCCUGAAGGCAAGGCGCAUGAGUCUGAGUCUGCCAGACGACUUCUGGGUUGACGUGGUGGACCUGCACAACGAAUUUUCCGACCAGAGCAAACUCAUUGGCCGACGUGGCAAGACGCUCGGUAAGGGUGCGACCUCGAAAGUUACACUAAUGACGCGCAAGGGCGGGUCGGAGCUGCAUGCCGUCAAGGAAUUUCGCGGCAAGCGAACGGGCGAGGUGGAAGAGGAAUACGAGAAGAAGGUCAAGUCGGAAUUCAGCAUCGCGAAGAGCCUGCAUCACCCGAAUAUCGUAGAGAGCAUACGCCUCUGCACGCAUAACGGGCGAUGGAAUCAUGUGAUGGAAUACUGCCAAGAAGGCGACCUCUUCAGUCUCGUGCAGAAGAACUACCUCACCGGCCCCGACCGCCUCAACGACCGACUCUGCAUCUUCAAGCAGCUCGUGCAGGGCGUCAACUACCUCCACGAGCACGGCAUCGCGCAUCGCGACAUCAAGCUGGAAAACCUCCUCGUGACCAGCACGAGCAAGAUCAAGAUCACCGACUUCGGUGUCUCGGAGGUCUUCUCGGGCAUCCACCCCGGCCUCCGCGAAGCCGGCGGGCAUUGCGGAAAAGAAAUGGGCGAGGUGCGGUUGUGCGCCCCUGGGAUCUGUGGGAGCAUGCCGUACAUCGCUCCGGAAGUCGUAGUUAAGAAUGGCGAAUACGACCCCCGCGGUCUCGACGUCUGGAGCAGCGGCAUCGUCAUGCUCCACGUCAUCUUCGGCGGCGCACUCUGGCCGCGCGCCGAGUGCGGAAACAGACACUACGACUCCCUCGUCCGCGGGUGGGAGAAAUGGGAAGCGAAGCACCCCCCCGGCGCGACCAUCACAGAGCUCGACUAUCCCCACGUCGUCGCCUUCGACCAAAUGGUCAACCCGCCCGCCCUGCGCCGCAUGCUCAUCGCGAUGCUGCACCCCGACCCGGCGAAGCGCAUCAAGAUGGCGGACGUUGCGCGCAACCGCUGGCUGCGCAACAUCGAGUGCUGCCAGGUCGACACGUAUGAGGACCCUAGCACCGUCAUCGAUGCCAGUAAGGCGACCAGUAGCGGGUAUGCGGGGAAUAGCCGCGCGAGGGUCGUGCAGCAUAAUCAUCUCCCGCCUACGAACCACACGGGUCACCGCUUCGUGAGGUUACCUGGGAGCACGGUCAUGUAGGCUUGGCUUGCCCUGAUGGGUCUAUUGGGAUGGAUGGGGGGAGGAGCGUCUGUUGUUCGGUUCUCUUUUACACCAUUUACCACGGUGGAGACAGCUGACGGCGCGAAACGAACAUUCCGUGUAUUAUGAGCGUUUUUUUGCAUGGCGCGUGUUGGGUACGGGGAGAUUAUAUCGUGUAUGUAAGGCGAAACAUCACUAUCUGCGCUGCUGCGGAGACCUUUUAUCGUUGAGAGGUGUUAUACGCGCCGCUGGGAAAGGCGUUUUUUUUAGAGAGAGAAAGAUUUUUUUUUGGGGUUUAGACAGAUACGAUACCUACGAAAUUGCUUGAGCUGGAUUUCUGGUUCACAUUCGUUUCGACUGGGGAUUUUUUGGGCGAGCGUGAGGGGAUGAGUUGAGGGUGGGGGGUAAUGUUUUUGGAUGGGUGAUGGGCAUGCUUUGGGCAUGGAGGUGGGUUAGGAGGUGGAUAUGAAAGGGAAAGGUGAUGGAUGGGGAGUAGAC